Molecule: messenger RNA, 3458 nt
Organism: Vitis riparia (riverbank grape)
Lineage: Eukaryota; Viridiplantae; Streptophyta; Magnoliopsida; Vitales; Vitaceae
Product: disease resistance protein RUN1-like
Biological process (GO): defense response; signal transduction
Molecular function (GO): ADP binding; protein binding
Source: RefSeq, a predicted model, not a curated record
UCUCUUCUAAGUUCUAAUUUGGGCAAAAGUUUCCUAUGGCCUCCACAAGUUCUACUUCUACUUCUAUUUCUACUUUCAUCUCACAAUGGAAGUAUGAUGUUUUCUUGAGUUUUAGAGGUGAAGACACCCGAUUCAAUUUCACUGAUCACUUGUAUGCAAAGUUGAUUGAAAGAGGUAUUACUACCUUUAGAGAUGAUGAAUCACUUAAGAGAGGGGAAGAGAUUGCGCCUGAACUCCUAAAAGCUAUUGAAGAAUCAAGGUUUGCCCUAAUAGUUUUCUCGAAAAACUAUGCUGGUUCCAGAUGGUGUUUAGAUGAGUUGGUGAAGAUCAUGAAGUGCAGGAAAGAAAUGAAACAAACUGUGGUACCGAUUUUCUACCAUGUGGAUCCAUCCCAUGUACGGCGGCAGACAGGAAGGUUUAGAGAGGCAUUUUCCAAUUACAAAGAAGACACAGAGGAGAUGAAAGAGAAGGUGCGAAGUUGGAGGAGUGCAUUGACAGAUGCAGCCAAUAUAUCUGGAGUGCAUGUGAAGAAGAAUGAUGGGUAUGAGUCUGACCAUGUUAACGAAAUCGUCGACGAUAUAUUCAGGAGAUUGAAUUGUAGAAUGUUGGAUGUUGGUGCCAACUUGGUUGGUAUGGAUUCCCAUGUAGAGGAGAUAAUUCGGCGGCUAUGUGUUGAUCAAUUGAAUGAUGUCCGUAUCAUUGGUAUAUGUGGAAUAGGCGGAAUGGGUAAGACGACCAUCGCCAAACUUGCAUAUAAUACAUUUUCUCGUGAAUUUGAGUAUAUGAGCUUUCUUGAAAAUGUCAGAGAAGUACUUGGCAAUACUAUGGGUUUGCAUCAUUUACAAAAUCAACUUCUAUGUGAUCUACUACAAGUGGAGAGAAAUCAAAAUGUAAGCAAUGUUGGCCAAGGAGCCAAUAUGAUAAAAAAUGUUCUCCGAUGUAAAAGAGUUUUUAUUGUUCUCGAUGACAUUGAUGAUUCAGAUCAAUUGGAAUAUUUACUCAGAAAUCGUGAUUGGCUUGGAAGAGGAAGCAGAGUCAUCAUAACAACUAGAAAUAAACAUUUGUUACAUGAAAUGGAUGAUGCAUAUGAGGUUGAGGAAUUAAAUUUUGAACAAGCUCGUGAGCUUUUUAGUCUCUUUGCUUUUAGACAGAAUCUUCCCAAACAAGACUUCAUCCACCUCUCGGAUCGUGUAGUCUAUUAUUGUCAUGGCCUUCCUUUAGCUCUAAAAGUCCUCGGUUCUCUCUUGUUUAACAAGGCAAUACCCGAAUGGGAAAGUCAAUUGCGUAAAUUGGAAAGAGAACCUGCAGCGAAAAUUCAUAAUGUGCUUAAAGUAAGCUAUGAUGGAUUAGAUUAUACACAGAAGAAAAUAUUUCUUGAUAUUGCAUGUUUUUUUAAUGGGGAAGACAAAGACUAUGUUACAAGGAUAUUGGACAGUUGUGGUUUGGAUGCAGAGAUAGAAAUAAGAGUCCUCUAUGACAAGUGUCUUAUAUCUCUUUCCAAAAAUAAGAUACUUAUGCAUGAUUUAAUACAAGAAAUGGGACGGAACAUUAUUCGUAGUGAAUCUCAUGAUGAUCCUACAAAAUGGAGCAGAUUGUGGGAUCCGAGUGAUGUGUGUCGUGCAUUUACAAUGGGGAAGGGGAUGAAAAAUGUUGAGGCAAUAUUCUUGGACUUGUUGAGAUCGACACCACUACAAGUUAGUACAAAGAUUUUUGCAAAGAUGAAACAACUUAGAUUGCUCAAGAUUUAUUCUAGCAGUUAUUGUGGUACUACAGAAAUGCAAUUGAAAGUUAUUCUUCCUGAAGAUUUUCAAUUCCUUGCACAUGAGUUGAGAUAUCUUCAUUGGGAAGGAUACCCUUUGAAAUCAUUGCCGUCAAAUUUUCUUGGACUGAACCUUAUUGAACUCUACAUGAAGUAUAGCAACAUAAAACAACUUUGGCAAGGAAAUGAGAAUUUGGAACGGUUGAAGAUCUUAACUUUAACAGGAUCAAAGCAACUCACUGAAAUAUCGAAGUUCUCAAAUAUGCCAAAUCUAGAGAAGUUAGAACUUGCACAUUGUACAAGCUUGAAUGUUGUUGAUCCAUCUAUUGAAGUUCUCAAGAAGCUUACCAAGUUGAAUUUGUGUGGGUGUGAAAACCUUACGAGUUUACCAAGUAGCAUUCAAUACUUGGACUCUCUUAAAUUAAUGAACUUGGUUUCAUGCUCAAACUUGGAGGAAUUUCCAGAGAUGGAGGGAAGUCCUAUGAAAGCUUUAUCUUAUCUUCACCUUGAUCGAUGUGGUAUUAAGGAAUUACCCUCCUCAAUAGAACAUCUCACUAGACUUGAGGUGUUAUUUAUGUCAAACUGCAAAAACUUGAGGAGUCUUCCACGUAGCAUUUGCAGGUUAAAGUCCCUUCUUCACAUCAAACUCAAUGGUUGUUCAAAUCUAGAUACUUUUCCAGAAAUCAUGGAGGAUAUGAAAUGCUUACAAUAUCUUGAUUUAAGAGGUUCAGGUAUAAAAGAAUUACCAUCAUCAAUUCAAAAUCUGAAAAGCCAUACGUGUUCGUCUAUGAGCACUUGCCUUGUGACUCUUCCAGACAGCAUUUUUAAUUUGAGAUCCCUUAGAUCUCUGAUACUCUCUGGUUCUUCAAACUUGGAGAAGUUUCCCAAGAAUCUGGAAGGAUUCUGCUCCUUAGAUCAACUAGAUUUGAGUCACUCCAAUCUAAUGGAAGGGUCAAUACCCACUGAAAUCUGGGACCUAUAUUCCUUGGAAAUAUUAAAUCUAAGUUGGAACCCUAUGGUUAGCAUACCUUCUGGCAUCUCUCAACUUUGUAAGCUUUGUUACCUUGAUAUCAGUCACUGCAACAUGCUCCAAGAAAUUCCAGAGCUUCCAUCGAGUCUACGAGAAAUAGAUGCCCACUAUUGCACGAAGCUGGAAAUGUUAUCAAGUCCAUCAUCUCUACUCUGGUCUUCCCUCCUCAAAUGGUUCAAUCCAACAAGUAAUGAGUACAUGAAUCGGAAUUGGAAGAAAGGCAAGACGAUUCUUAUCCUAGGAAAUGGUGGAAUUCCAGGGUGGGUAUUGCAUCAGGAGAUUGGAAGCCAAGUAAGAAUAGAACCUCCUCUGAAUUGGUACGAGGAUGACCACUUUCUGGGAUUUGCUUUCUUCACUCUUUUUCGUGGCGGCACUCCAAUUGGAUCUCAAUUUAGUCUGAGAUUGCGCGGUGAUCCGGAUGAAGUUGUGGAUGACCGCGCCACUCGGUAUCGGUGUACAUGCGACAUCCUUAAUGAUUAUGCAUCAGAUCGAUUGUUGGUGACUCUCUAUCCUAAGAAUGCUAUUCCAAGUAAGUACCACUGCAGACAACCAUGGCACUUUCUGGCUGAUUUUGUUCCUAUGGGUAAUCGUCGGGUUACUCAUUCCAACAAUAUCAAGAGGUGCGGGGUUCAGCUGAUAUAGACCCAUGAUUAUCCACACCACAAUGUG